CGCGAAGAGAGAGAGAGAGAGAGAGAGAGAGAGAGAUGGGUUCUGCGGCAAUUCGGAUGUGUGUAUGCAUCUUCUUCACAUUUGCUAUCAUCUCUUCUGCUCGACUCACGCUUUCAUUUUCUGAAAAUGAAGAGGGGAUGGUGAAAGGGAGGUCGCUCUUGUUGAUCAGAACCAAUGACUACGACGAGCCGUCGGCCAACGGCAGACACGAUCCCCCAGGCAGGCGCGGUGGCGGCGGCCGAAGAGGUUGAGACAACAGUCUAAAUAUAUAUUUCAUCACUUGAAUAAUUUUGUUUUAGUAAUUUUCUUAACACAAUUAUACACACAUAUAUAUAUAUAUUUAUAUUUAUAUAACAAUGAGAGUUUUAAAAGCGGUAUGUAAUAAAAAAAGGUGAUGUUCGGAUUUAUAGCACCUGGAUCACGUGCUUUAUUAUCAUAAGUCUUAAGAUUUUGAACUAAUGAAUAUAAAAAUAAUUUGAAUUAGGAUUUUCCGAUUCAACGUGUAUGCCAAUAAAACCAAACUGACACUAAUCAUUAUUUA
This is a messenger RNA of Tarenaya hassleriana, 541 nucleotides long. Its product is annotated as protein PSY3-like. The coding region runs from base 36 to 251 and encodes 71 amino acids. The record is from RefSeq and is a predicted model, not a curated record. The transcript has 2 exons. NCBI's taxonomy places the organism in Eukaryota, Viridiplantae, Streptophyta, Magnoliopsida, Brassicales, Cleomaceae.